This is a messenger RNA of Gongylonema pulchrum, 852 nucleotides long. NCBI's taxonomy places the organism in Eukaryota, Metazoa, Nematoda, Chromadorea, Rhabditida, Gongylonematidae. The record is from the annotation of a GenBank genome assembly.
GAUAUGAAUGAGCACAGUUCGAGGAGUCACAGUGUGUUUCUAAUCCAAGUGAAACAGGAAAAUCCAACAACACAGAAGAAGCUCGCCGGAAAGUUGUAUCUUGUCGAUCUUGCCGGAAGUGAAAAGGUAAGUAAGACGGGCGCCGAAGGUAUGGUACUGGAAGAAGCGAAAAACAUCAACAAAUCUUUGUCAGCACUUGGCAACGUAAUCGCCGCAUUAGCCGAAGGAGCGAAAGGGCAUGUGCCCUAUCGUGACAGCAAGCUGACUCGCAUUUUACAAGAAUCGCUAGGAGGCAACUCACGCACAACAAUUGUUAUAUGCUGUUCGCCAGCAUCGGUAAACGAGGCAGAAACGAAAAGCACGUUGAUGUUUGGGCAGCGGGCGAAGACAAUCAAGAAUGUUGUGGUUGUGAACGAAGAGCUCACUGCCGAGGAAUGGAAACGACGUUACGAGCGCGAGAAAGAUCGGGUGGCCAAGUUGAAACAGCAGUUGCUGGCGGCGGAGGCCGAAUUGACGCGAUGGCGGAAAGGAGACAAGGUGCCGGAAGCAGAAUGGAUCAACUUUUUGGAGGGAGUUGUGGCCAAUCUACAGCUCCCGCCCGGCGCCGAAUCGCUUUCUCCGUCAGUCUGCGAUUCGGUGCUGGGAUCCCUGGAUCGGUCCGUAUCAGUUGCAUCGGUGCCACUGCUUACGUCGGCCAUUGGCGCAAUCACCGAUGCAGAUCGUAAGAAGUACGAAGAAGAACGUGCGGCACUGUACCAACAGCUGGAUGAGAAAGAUGAUGAAAUUACGCUACACUCCCAACUGGCUGAGCGUCUCAAGCAACAGAUGAACGAGCAGGUUGCUUUUUUUUAA